Messenger RNA from Grosmannia clavigera kw1407, 519 nucleotides. RefSeq names its product signal peptidase 1. Gene Ontology annotation, molecular function: serine-type endopeptidase activity. NCBI's taxonomy places the organism in Eukaryota, Fungi, Ascomycota, Sordariomycetes, Ophiostomatales, Ophiostomataceae. Gene Ontology annotation, cellular component: membrane; signal peptidase complex. The coding region runs from base 1 to 519 and encodes 172 amino acids. The record is from RefSeq and is a predicted model, not a curated record. The transcript is spliced from 3 exons.
AUGCUGUCCGCCGUCGCCAAACCGAGGCAGUUGGCCUCGCAGAUACUCAACUUUGGCCUGAUCCUGUCCACAGCCUUUAUGAUCUGGAAAGGACUCUCUGUCGUCUCUGACUCGUCCUCGCCCAUCGUCGUCGUCCUCUCCGGCUCCAUGGAGCCGGCCUUUCAGCGGGGCGACCUGCUCUUCUUGUGGAAUCGCAACCUCUUGCAGGAAACCGACGUCGGCGAGAUCGUGGUCUACAACGUUCGCGGAAAGGACAUUCCCAUUGUGCACCGGAUCGUGCGCAAGUUUGGCACAGGACCCCAUGCAAAACUGCUCACCAAGGGAGAUAACAAUGCCGGCGAUGACACCGAUCUGUACGCGCAGGGUCAGGACUACCUCGAGCGGAAAGACAUUGUGGGCAGCGUGGUGGGAUAUGUGCCGUUUGUCGGCUACGUGACCAUCCUCUUGACAGAGCAUCCGUGGCUGAAAAAGGUCAUGCUGGGCCUGAUGGGAGUGCUCGUCGUACUGCAACGCGAGUAA